CUUACUACGUACGACUUUCUUUAUCCUAUUUUCUCUUUUUUCUUUUUCCUCCUGCUAAAAUUAAACAACAAAAAUAAGAGAAGGGUGGAGACGACGAAGAACAAUCAAAAUCAAUCUCUUGCGAUUUUCCACGCCUUCAGAUAGUUUCCUCUCAAUUCCAUGGAAAUCGAGGGCUCCAGCUCGACUCCUGAUGAUUCAGUAAACCGCGUCGUCUUAGAUAGCAUCCGAGUCAAGCGGAAGACGUUGCAGAAUCUGCUCGAAGAUUGCCAGCGAGCUCUCGAGCUGCUCAAUCUCGCCGAAACAGGUCCUGGCGGCGAUGGAAUCGAAGCCAGUGGUUCCCAGGAGGAGGAUAAUAGCGACUCGCCGGAGAGGGAAGAAGAGUUUUCUUCUUCUUCCGAUCAAGGAGAUCCUGAAACCGAUAAAUUGUAUGAUCUCAUCAAAUCUAGAGUCGAAGGUCAUGACUUUCGGGAAAAGAUUGAGUUAGCUCAAGUUUCUCUCCUCCAAGAUCUUCCUGAUGGUAGCACUUGGGAUGUAGUUAGUGAAGAUGAUGUAUGGGGUGAGGGUGAAACAGAAGAUGAUUAUGUUCUUGUUAGAGAAGAAGAUAUAGCUGACGGUAUCGCUUGUUUCAUGGCUACUUAUUUAUCUUCCCUUAAGCAGACCAAGGAUAUAUCACCUGAUCAGCUUCAGAAAGCACUUAGCACGAUGUUUUCAGUGAAGAAGCGAAAGGGGAAUCUUCGUAAAGCAUGGGAAGGAAGUAAAGUUAUUUACAACGUUGCAUCCUGGAGCGCAACUGCCAUAGGGAUAUAUCAAAACCCAAUGAUCUUGAGUAUUGCAUCCAAAGCCUUCUGGGUGUCUUGCAAGGCCAUAUCAAAGCUUGUCUGAAACCUGAAUUGGAACACCCAUCUCACUCACAUUGGUGCUCAUAAGUUGCAACAUCCUCAACUCAGCAAAUGUUUUAUAUCUUUCUGAUUUAUCUGUACAUAUGCCAUUUGUUUGUUUGCCUCUUCCUCUCUGUGAUGUUAUCCUCAGCAUUCAAUGUUAAAGAUUAGUUUGAUCUCAAUUCAAUAUAUGCUUGUUUCUGAA
Molecule: messenger RNA, 1083 nt
Organism: Brassica oleracea var. oleracea
Lineage: Eukaryota; Viridiplantae; Streptophyta; Magnoliopsida; Brassicales; Brassicaceae
Exons: 6
Coding region: 160-882 (240 amino acids)
Source: RefSeq, a predicted model, not a curated record